Messenger RNA from Nerophis lumbriciformis (worm pipefish), 636 nucleotides. It is a transcript of the gene thrsp, whose product is annotated as thyroid hormone responsive. Gene Ontology annotation, biological process: regulation of lipid biosynthetic process. Gene Ontology annotation, cellular component: cytosol. The record is from RefSeq and is a predicted model, not a curated record. Lineage: Eukaryota; Metazoa; Chordata; Actinopteri; Syngnathiformes; Syngnathidae.
AGCCGCUCGCAGAGGCGGGACGUGCAUCCAGCCGAGAGGACCAUGCAGGAGGCCCGCCUGAGACGCGACAGCCUGCUGCUGGCCCUGAACAGCUACAACUCCGCCGCCGCGCGCAUGGAGCAGACGGUGCUGCUGCCCAGCCUGCUGAGGGACGUGCCCGGGGGGGACGAGGAGCCCGGCGGGGAUCUGUACGGCGACUACCUGAUGCUGAAAGCGGUGAAGAGCGUGGUGGAGAGCGGGCCGGUGCCCCCCGAGGACUGCAAGGCGUCCGAGGACGAGACCCCGGAGGCGCUGCCGGAGCCCGACGCUGACCCGGAGAGCAUCCUCCGCUUCCACCUGAGCGGCCUCUUGUCCGUCAUGGGCCAGCUCACGCAGCGCAGUCAGAGGCUGACGCAGAAAUAUCUGGACAUCAUCGGCAUCCCCCUUUAAAUAAAAAUGCAUCUUCCUCUUAAUUUAAUCAAAGUGUAUUUAUAUCCGGUUUAAGUCCCUUUAUGCUGGUGCUGCUCCCCCAACAAAGCACUGCAAAGUACAGGGCACUGGCCACUACAGACUGACAAAAAGAUCUCCAACAGCUUCCUCAAGAAAAAGAGUCUGCUUGUUGUGUAUUUAUGAGAGAAUAAAACAUUCUUCCACUUG